AUGUUCCACGUGGACUGCUGCGACCAGUGGCUUGGCCGCAGCAAGCGGUGCCCGCUGUGCAUGCAGAACAUCGACGAGAUGGCCGAAGCGCCCGAGAAGUGGAGAGCCUCUGCAAGAAGCGCUGCAAGCCGCACGCCCACUGAUCCCGCGCACGCCCUCGCAGCACCUGCAGGGGACUCGGGCAGAAAGGGGUCUGGAGCUUCUCUUUCCGCCUCCGUCCUUCUUUGGAGAACCAGGAGCAUAGUCGAAAAAACGUCCACCGCUCCAGACCUCCGGGCCCCUCUCCAAAGGCCGCCCCUGGGCUCGGCUCGGGGUUGGGUCGGCGAGGGGGCGCCCGCGCAGCGCGCUUGA
Messenger RNA from Prorocentrum cordatum, 351 nucleotides. The record is from the annotation of a GenBank genome assembly. NCBI's taxonomy places the organism in Eukaryota, Dinophyceae, Prorocentrales, Prorocentraceae.